CGUUGAUAAUGGGAUGUCCAAGGAGGAGGGAAGCGCCGGGAUUGCAGAAUAAGGAAAGGAUUAAGACGAAGAAGAAGCUGAAUUAAGUUUCUCAGACAAAGCAAAAGACUUGGAAGUAAAAAUGCAAGAAAUUGAUUAAGUCUGCUCUGCUUUUCAUUGGAUCUGUAGGUUUUGUGAAAUCUGUUUCUUAGGGAUUUAGAAAAAUGGAGGACGCGAGCUCUAUCGAUUCGAUUUUGGAAUUUCUGCGGAGAAAUCGUUUCAUGAGAGCCGAAGCUGCGUUGAUUAGUGAGCUUUCUAAUAAUCCAAGUUCAAAUGGAUGUCUUGACAAGCUCAGCUUUGAGAGUAACGGCGUGAGCAAGUUGUUGGAUAAGAAGCAAGCAGGCAGUAGCCGAGCAUCGGGCCUUCAAAACAAAAAUCAAGUUUCUGAUGAAUUGGUUGUGAAAGAGGUACAAUGUGGAGCUGCCAACAACUUUCAUGACAGUAACCAGAUGAAUGAUGUUUCUGUUCAGACACAACAAAGUGUCUCUGAUGCUAAUGCAGCAGAUUUCUGGGAGGAUAGAUUCACGCUUUCUGAAGGUUUAGUGGAUACCGAGCUCGAUUUACCCCCCUGGAACCAUGCUUCUACAAACAUUCUAGCUAACUCUGAGGUAUACAGCUUUGAUCCAAGUAAAAGAGGCUUUGUGAAUCCACGGAGAUCAAAGCAAUCGAGUCAUGAAAAGGUUCUUGAGUCUGGUAAAAACAGUAAUGUGGUUGUGGAAGAUAUCAUCUCUCCUUUUGAGAAGAUACGGACUGGAAGCUCUAGUCAGGUAUCCCAGUAUGACCAUGGCAAAGCAUGUCAAUCCUUGGGAAUUGAUGAUAAGGUUGUGAACUCUGUGACACAAGAAGGAUUUAUCACCACGUCAUGGCCAAGAAGCGAAGAGAGCAUUGGUGCUUCUUCAGACCACUGGAAGGAUUGUUCUGUCACAACUGUUUAUCCAUUGUCCAAAGCAAGCACAUCAGCAAAAGAUAAAGUAUUACCUAUUUCAGACAAGAGGCGAGGAAAGAAAAAGGUUGGGGCAAGUGAGUCCAAUAUUGGUAUUAAGGAGCAGGAAGAUGAUGUGGCAACAGCUUUGUACCUUGGAAAGUCACAGUCUAGCUAUGAACAUAAGAAUCUAAGCAGCUUAGCAUUUUCGCUGGCCCAUGAUGGUCCGAGGGAAGGCUUACCAAUGCUGCCACAUGUCAAAAUCAAGUCAGAGGAUAAAUCAAUGAACUUGAAUUGGGAAACAAAACAUGAGCGAGACAUGUUGGACGAAAAGCUAAUUAACACUGAGAAUGGUUUCCUUAUAGGCUCUUAUCUAGAUGUUCCGAUUGGACAAGAAAUCAGUUCAUCAGGUGGCAAAAUAGCUGGUGGAGGAAACUGGUUGUCUGUAAGUCAGGGACUAGCAGAAGAUGCAUCUGACUUGAUUUUUGGCUUUGGCAAUGGAUUAGGUGAUCUCACUGAACAUUCAAAUGAGUAUUGGGACUCUGAUGAAUAUGACGACGAUGAUGAUGUUGGUUACAUUAGGCAACCUAUUGAGGAUGAGGCAUGGUUUUUGGGUCACGAAGUCGACUAUCCUAGUGAAAAUGAAAAAGGCAGAGAGCAAGGAAGUGUUCCUGAUGCACAGGAUAAAAGUCAAACCAAGAAUGAUGAUGAUCAUUCAUUUGCCGAGGAGGAUUCUUAUUUCUCCGGUGAGCAAUAUGUGCUAGCAAAAGGCAAUGAGCAUGUUACCGCUUCAGAUGAUCCGAUGGGUCUCUCAAUGGCUGAAACAUACAGCAGGUCCAAGGAACCUGGUUUGGUUGCUAGAUAUGACGGGGAAUUGAUGGAUGCAGUGGAGCUAAGUAUGAUGCGCACUGAACCUGUGUGGCAGGGACUUGUCACCCAUGAAAAUGAUCUAAUUUUGUUGAACAAAGGAAAAGUCGAGGAUAUCCGAGCAGAUGAUGAUCAUACUGCUGCAGUUAGGUCUAUUGGUGUCGGAAUCAGCGAUGAUAUUGAUGACAAUGGGAGUAUAGUACCUGAUUUUUUUCCUGGAGAAGGUAGUGAAUGGGAUCUGGAGCUCCUUCCUCAUCGCCAAGUUGGAGUUGCUGGUGUCAAGCCUCCACCUGGUAAAGGUGCAAGUAUGCAGCUAAAAAGUGCUGCAAAUGGUGGUUUCUCAUUUCCCUCUCCAGUACCUGAUGGACAGAUCUCUCACGAAGAUUCUACAAACCAUGUGUGGUCAAACCAUUGCAAUGCUGCUGCGAGAAAAGAAAGUUAUGGACCACAGGGGCUAGUUGAGUACGAUAGUAUGCUUGUUGCUUCGACAAAAAGACCCAGCGACUCUUCCUCUGAAAGAAUAAGAGAUAGGGAUGGCGAGAACGUUGCAAGUUCAAGAAGUUCUUCCCCAUCCGCACUUUCCAAUACUGGGAGAGACCAUUGCAAGGAAGAAGAUGGGGAAGAAACCAGUCAUGGGCCGGAAGAAGAUCUUGGGACCUCGUUUGAGGAUGAAGAUGCAAUCGUGGUCCAAGAGCAAGUAAGACAGAUUAAAGCCCAGGAGCAGGAUUUUGAGACUUUCAACCUGAAGAUUGUUCACAGGAAAAACAGGACUGGCUUUGAGGAAGAUAAGAACUUCCAUGUGGUUUUGAAUUCUGUCAUAGCUGGUCGAUACCAUGUCACAGAGCAUCUUGGAUCUGCAGCUUUUAGCAAAGCAAUACAAGCACAUGACCUCCACACAGGCAUUGAUGUCUGUGUAAAGAUCAUAAAGAACAACAAAGACUUUUUUGACCAGAGCCUUGAUGAGAUCAAACUUCUCAAGUAUGUCAACCAGCAUGAUCCCGCUGACAAGUACCAUAUCCUUCGACUGUAUGAUUACUUCUACUUCCGUGAGCACCUGUUAAUAGUAUGCGAACUUCUCAAGGCAAACUUGUAUGAGUUCCAAAAGUUUAAUAGGGAAUCAGGUGGAGAGGUUUAUUUCACAAUGCCAAGAUUGCAGUCAAUUACUAUCCAGUGCUUGGAAGCAUUGCGCUUUCUGCAUGGUCUCGGCCUUAUACACUGCGACCUAAAACCUGAAAACAUACUUAUCAAAAGCUACAGCAGAUGCGAAAUCAAAGUCAUUGAUCUGGGAAGUAGCUGUUUUGAGACAGAUCAUCUUUGCCCCUAUGUCCAGUCUAGAUCCUACCGUGCUCCAGAAGUCAUCCUUGGGCUUCCAUAUGAUAAAAAGAUAGACAUUUGGUCACUUGGCUGCAUUUUGGCAGAACUUUGUACCGGCAAUGUUCUCUUUCAAAAUGAUUCUCCUGCUACUCUGCUUGCAAGGGUCAUCGGAAUAAUCGGAUCCAUUGACCAACAAAUGCUUGCCAAAGGACCUGAUAAAAGCAAGUACUUCACCAAAAAUCAUUUGUUAUACGAGAGAAACCAGGAAAGUAACAAUUUGGAAUAUCUGAUACCUAAAAAGACAUCGCUGAGGCGUCGACUGCCAAUGGGUGACCAAGGCUUCAUAGACUUUGUGGCACACUUGCUCCAAGUUGAUCCAAAGAAACGGCCUUCUGCAUCUGAAGCUCUUAAGCAUCCAUGGUUGACUUAUCCCUACGAACCCAUAUCUCCCUGAUUCUGUUUGAUUAUCUGACAUCUUUGUGAUCAAAGUGCGGAAUGGAUGAGAGCUAGUCAAGGAAGAAGAUGAUGGUUUGUUUGUCCCCCUUUGAUUUUGUUGAAACUCUUCUGAGAGGGUAAUCUUUCAGACCUUGUUGUAUAUUAAUUUGAUGUGUGACUAUUUGCUCAUUUGGUCUUAGCAUUUUGUUUCAUUUGGUAGUUUGUGAAAUAUAUAGCUCGUUUUUCAAACGUUAGCCGAUGAUAUGUGUAUAUGCAGUGUGUGUCUUUGUGGGAACUGCCAUUGUUUUUGCAGCUGCUAUCUCGUUACCGCACACUA
Messenger RNA from Eutrema salsugineum, 3914 nucleotides. RefSeq lists its product as uncharacterized. The record is from RefSeq and is a predicted model, not a curated record. Gene Ontology annotation, biological process: peptidyl-serine phosphorylation; peptidyl-threonine phosphorylation. Bases 204 to 3596 code for a protein of 1130 amino acids. Gene Ontology annotation, cellular component: cytoplasm. NCBI's taxonomy places the organism in Eukaryota, Viridiplantae, Streptophyta, Magnoliopsida, Brassicales, Brassicaceae. The transcript has 8 exons. Gene Ontology annotation, molecular function: protein serine/threonine kinase activity; ATP binding; protein tyrosine kinase activity.